AUGAGCGUCCCGGAUCGGACCGUCUUGGUCCUGUACGGCUCGGAAACUGGCAACGCUCAGGACCUGGCUGAAGAGCUUGGCCGUCUCUGUCAGAGACUGCAUUUCACGACCCGCGUGGACGAAUUGGAUAGUGCAGUCUUGAACGAUCUCCUUGCUCACCAGAUAGUCCUGUUCGUUGUAUCGACUACUGGACAAGGCGACAUGCCGCACAAUGCGCUCUCGUUUUGGAACAAGUUGCUUCGCAAGAAGCUACCGCCUGCUUGUUUGGCAGGCCUGGAGUAUUCGUGUGUCGGCCUCGGCGACAGCACCUAUCUCAAAUUUAACUGGGCAGCUCGCAAACUCAUCCGCCGCCUCCAGCAACUCGGCGCAACCACAUUCAUGGAGCCGUGCGAGGCGGAUGAGCAAUUUCCAGAAGGCAUUGACGGCAGCUUCGUACGAUGGGCGGAAGACCUCCGAAAUUACCUCCUCCAGCACCAUCCCGAUCCGCAAGGUCGGCAGCCCAUCCCCGACGACGAGAUGCUUCCUCCCAAGUGGUCUCUCUUGCCAGCCUUGGACAGAAUCUCCAACACACCCAGUGGCGGCAGCAGCAGCAGCAGCUCCGACGCUGCAAACCAUGUCCCUCCGGCACCGCCGUUGGACCAGCUCCUCCUCCCAAACAGCCUCUCCGCCACCAUAGCCGCAAACGAAAGACUCACCCCCCCCUCUCAUUGGCAAGACGUCCGCCUGCUUACCUUGGCCGUCUCCAACCCAUCUGGCUCCCCACUCAACCCAAACCCAGGCGACUGUCUCACCAUCUACCCCAAAAACUUUCCGGCCGACGUCCAAAGAAUCAUCGGCCUCAUGAAAUGGGACUUUAUAGCCGACAGGCCCCUCGAUCUGACAUGCUGCUCCCUCCCGCCAGGCCUGCACACCAUUUCCACCACCUGCAGCCUCCGCGAUCUUCUUCUCCACAACGUCGACAUCCACGCUGUUCCCAGGCGCUCCUUCUUCAAGAACAUAUCCUACUUCUCAGAUAACCGUCAGCAAAAGGACCGGCUUGCGGAGUUUGCCACGGCCGAGUUCCUGGACGAAUACUUUGACUACGCCACUCGGUCGAAAAGGACCAUCAUCGAGGUCCUCGAGGAAUUCUCCUCCGUUCGCGUCCCGGCCCACAGGCUACUCGACGUCUUCCCUCUUAUUCGCGGUCGAGACUUUAGCAUCGCAAACUACGGCAACCAAUGCGCUUGCCCUCCGCGCCCUCUGUCAGCGCGCGCCCCGUCCUACCCACCUCAACCUGCUCCCGCGUGCAGAGUGCAGCUCGUGGCCGCCCUUGUCAAAUACCGCACCAUCCUCCGCAAACCGAGAACAGGCCUCUGCUCCAACUACAUCGCCCACCUGCCCCUCAACACCACCCUCUCCGUGACCGUCAAGCCCGUCCUAUCCCCCAUCCACGGGCCCGCCAACGCCAAAAGGCCCCUUGUCGCCAUAGCCACGGGCACGGGUAUCGCGCCCGUCAGAGCCCUCAUCCAAGAGCGCCUGACGCACCCUGGCCCCCACGCGCCCAUGCUGCUCUUUUUCGGGAACAGGAACCAAGCCGCGGACUACUUGUUCGCCGAGGAGUGGGAAUCCAUCGCCGCCGCCGCCGCCGCCGCCGCCGCCGCCGCCCCCGACGCACCCCUUGCCGUCUUCACCGCGUUUUCUAGGGACCAGCGCGAAAAGGUCUACGUGCAGGAUCUGGUCCGUCAGCAGGCGGCGCGCGUCGCCGACUUGAUUCCCAGCAAGCCCAUCUUCAUGGUGUGCGGUGGCUCGUCCAAGAUGGCUGAUGCGUGCAAGCGCGCUGUUUUGGAUGCCAUUCCAGGAGCCGGCGAAGAGGAGCCUCGGAAGAAGCUGUCGGAGGCCAUCACUUGGUGGCAGGAGAUAUGGUAG
Messenger RNA from Ustilaginoidea virens, 1905 nucleotides. RefSeq lists its product as uncharacterized. Lineage: Eukaryota; Fungi; Ascomycota; Sordariomycetes; Hypocreales; Clavicipitaceae. Bases 1 to 1905 code for a protein of 634 amino acids. Gene Ontology annotation, cellular component: cytosol. Gene Ontology annotation, molecular function: NADPH-hemoprotein reductase activity; FMN binding; flavin adenine dinucleotide binding. The transcript has 4 exons. The record is from RefSeq and is a predicted model, not a curated record.